AAGAGCGCGGCGAAGAGUGAAUGAGAGGUUGGAGUUUGACGGUGUUUGGCAGUUUGAGAGUAAAAAAUGGCGAAAAUGGUGCUAAAAACGAAAUAUAUUAACGAAGAAGCUGCAGACCUGUGCACUCGGCGUGCAAGUGAUGACUCAGGGGCAGAGGUAUCAGAGGAAGACAGUGAAAUCUCCUCUGAUGACUCUGUUGCAGAGGCAAUGUUUCUCGGGGGAGAAGACAUUACUCUUGACCAGCAAUCAUCUGAAGAAGACUCAGAUGUGGAAUGGGAGCCAGAUAGUUCUCCUGCAGGCAAGCGGCCUAGAGAGGAGCAGGACAGUAGUUCCUCAGGAGAGGAGCAACCUACCCCAACUUCAAAGAGAGGUUCUACCACUCCCAGCAGAAGAUCAGGAGGCAGAGGACCAGGGAGAGGAAGGCGGAGGCUGAGAGUCGUUGCAGCAGGAGCCAGGACCAGUCAGACAGGUUUGUCAACCAGCCCUGAAGAGAGAUGGAAUGAUGUUGACGAGCCAGAUAUCACACCACCACAGCCCACCUUCAGACCCAUCCGUUCACCUGGACCCCAGCUCAUACGUACAGCCACUUACACAGCCCUGCAGCUUUUCCAGCUUUUUUUCACAAACAAUAUUAUAAAGACAAUUACCCAAAACACGAAUGACUAUGGUUCCACUCACCAUUCAACACCCUCCAACCCGUGGAUUGAUAUAACGGUGAAGGACAUGUUGGCCUUCAUGUCUUUGAUCAUCUACAUGGGUAUAGUAAAAUGCACUGCAUUUACCGAUUACUGGCGAGGGGGUAAAUUGUACAGCCUCCCAUUCCCAAAACAAAUAAUGACUGGAAAGAAGUUCCUCAGGAUCUGUCAGUCCCUUCACCUCAGCAGCUUGGUGGAUGAUGCUGCUAACGAGCAGAGGAGAGGCACACCAGCCUUCGAUCGCCUUGCCAAAACAAAGCCACUCUACUUGGAGAUGAGGGACGCCUGCAGGAGCAACUAUCAUCCUAGCCAGGAAAUAUCUAUCGAUGAGCGAAUGGUUGCCUCCAAAGCCCGCAUUGGGCUAAAACAAUAUAUGAAACGUAAGCCUGUUCGCUGGGGAUACAAACUCUUCGUUCUGGCGGACUCCAGGAACGGUUACACGUGGGACUUUUUUGUCUAUGAGGGAAAGUACCAUGGAAACAGUGGGAAGGGACUCAGUUAUGACUCAGUGAUGGAGCUUAUUGACAUAAAGUUGCUGGGCACCGGCUAUAAGCUCUUUGUUGAUGUUUUUUAUACAAGUCCAACCCUUUUCCGUGACCUCCUUCAAAUAAAGGUCUGGGCGUGUGGGACCAUCCGCACAAACAGAAUUGGCUUCCCAAAGACCAAAAACAACAGUCUGGUCUCAAAAUCUCCCCGCGGCAGCAUACGCUGGAUUAGGAAGGACUCCCUCCUCUUUGUCCAGUGGCGAGACACGAGGGACGUCUUCAUGUGUUCAACACUCCACACAGCCCAUUCCGAUGACACAGUACAAAGGAGGGUCAAAGGUGCAGAUGGGCAAUGGCAGAUGAAGGGUGUCUCAAUUCCACCAGCGGUGAAGGAGUACAACCGGUGUAUGGGUGGAGUGGACCUGUCUGACGCUCUGAUUGGGUACUACAAAGUCCUCCACAAGACCCAGAAGUGGUACAAGACCUUCUUCUACCAUUUCAUGGACAUUGCGAUUGUGAACGCCUUCCUCCUCCACAAAGAAAUGGCGAAAAAUAAAGGAAGGACACCUCUGCACCAGAAGGCGUUCAGAGAGACCCUAGCCAAGGAGCUGGGAGAGGCUUCCUCCCCAGCCAGACCCGUACCAUCUACUGCUCCACGCGGAGCACAUCACAAACCAGUGCAUAUCGCUGCGCACAGCACCAGUGGUCGGCUGAAGUGCAGGCACUGCCAUGCAAAGACACCAGUGAAAUGCUCCUCCUGUGAUGUGCCUUUGUGCUUUGUCCCACGUCGUGACUGCUAUAAUGACUGUAAUUCAAGCGACACAGCAGCAGUAGAGCUGGUUAAGCUUGGGCAAAUUCAGGAAGAAGCCAAAGCUAAAUCAGACAGACUGAGUGUUACAGCAAACAGUUCUCUGGUUAUAAAGAAGGUCACAGAUGAAGAUGUUGAACGUUAUGACUGUCGGCAGUAUGAAUCAAGUCACAAGUUUCAGACUCUGAUGUUCAUCUUGACUGAACGUCAGGACACUGAUGAGGUGACAUUAACCUGCUCUGUGAGGACAGAUGAACGAUGUCCACACACAGUGAAGUGGCUGUUUCAGGGUCAAGAUGUGGAUAAAGACAACAAGGACAUAAAGACAUCACAGUCUCUCUGCUCUGCCUCUGUGACCUUUCUGACUUCUCUCUACAUUUACACAUCAAGAUAUAAGUUAUUUACAUGUGCAGUGACUGAUGGUGACAGAGUGCAGGUGUUUCCCUUCAGAUCUCAAUCCUCAGGUGAGGACACAACAACGGCAACAACAGAAUCAACAACAGUUGCGACCGCGACAGCUUCUGCAACCAAUGAUGCUUCAACUAAAGGUUGGUGGUUGAGGUUCUUCAUUGUGUCUGUGGGUUUAUCAGUGCUCAUAAUAAGUGUUGUGGCAGUCAACAUGUGGACAAGAACUAAAGAGAAGAAAACACAGAUGGAUGAAAUCACUGUGCGUUAUGAUGAAGAUGAUGGUACAGUGAACUAUGAAAACAUCAGACCUUCUGAUGGAGUUUGACCAACACUUCUGCCUCCAUCAGGCUCCACUGAUCAACUCAUCACAUUUCACAUGACCAGUUAAAGACUGUAAAUAACAAAAAAAAAGAGAGACUUAUUAUUUUAUUUUAGUCUGAUGUCUUUUCCUCCAUCAGCUGUAAAAACUUUUCUUGUCUGCAGUCAGGUCAGAACGCAGCAGCUGGAUUUUAACAUCAUUUAACAGCAAAGAGCGUUUAACUCUUGUUCACUUCCUUAAAUUGUCUUCCAGCUGAAGAUUUCAGAGCUGAUUUUAGGAUUUACUGCCUGUUAUUGAAGCUCCAGCAGCUUGAGCACACUUUCAUGUCUCUGUGUGCAGAAGAACUCAUUUUAAUCCACUUUCAUUUAGCAUUGCUGUGAACAUAUUUGUUG
Messenger RNA from Epinephelus fuscoguttatus (brown-marbled grouper), 3107 nucleotides. RefSeq names its product piggyBac transposable element-derived protein 4-like. The transcript is spliced from 9 exons. The record is from RefSeq and is a predicted model, not a curated record. The coding region runs from base 67 to 2721 and encodes 884 amino acids. Lineage: Eukaryota; Metazoa; Chordata; Actinopteri; Perciformes; Serranidae.